Messenger RNA from Antrostomus carolinensis (chuck-will's-widow), 1086 nucleotides. It is a transcript of the gene GABRR1, whose product is annotated as gamma-aminobutyric acid type A receptor subunit rho1. Lineage: Eukaryota; Metazoa; Chordata; Aves; Caprimulgiformes; Caprimulgidae. Gene Ontology annotation, biological process: monoatomic ion transmembrane transport. Gene Ontology annotation, cellular component: membrane. The record is from RefSeq and is a predicted model, not a curated record. Gene Ontology annotation, molecular function: extracellular ligand-gated monoatomic ion channel activity; transmembrane signaling receptor activity. The annotation marks the transcript as partial. The transcript has 6 exons.
GACUUCACCAUGACACUUUAUCUGAGGCACUACUGGAAAGAUGAGAGGCUGUCCUUCCCCAGCACCAACAACCAAAGCAUGACCUUUGAUGGAAGGCUGGUGAAGAAGAUCUGGGUCCCUGACAUGUUCUUUGUCCACUCCAAGCGUUCCUUCAUUCAUGACACCACCACAGACAACGUCAUGCUGCGGGUCCAGCCAGAUGGGAAGGUACUUUAUAGCCUCAGAGUUACAGUAACGGCAAUGUGCAACAUGGAUUUUAGUCGCUUUCCCCUGGACACACAGACAUGUUCCCUGGAGAUUGAAAGCUAUGCCUACACUGAAGAUGACCUCAUGCUCUACUGGAAGAAUGGGAACGAUUCCCUAAAGACAGAUGAGAGGAUAUCACUCUCCCAGUUCCUGAUCCAGGAGUUUCACACCACCACAAAGCUCGCCUUUUACAGCAGCACAGGCUGGUACAAUCGCCUCUACAUAAACUUCACUUUACGCCGCCACAUCUUCUUCUUCUUGCUCCAAACCUACUUCCCCGCCACCCUCAUGGUCAUUUUGUCCUGGGUGUCUUUCUGGAUCGAUCGUCGAGCAGUUCCUGCCAGAGUCCCUUUAGGGAUAACCACUGUGCUGACCAUGUCCACGAUCAUCACUGGGGUGAACGCCUCCAUGCCCCGUGUUUCCUACAUCAAAGCAGUGGACAUUUACCUGUGGGUCAGUUUUGUGUUUGUCUUCCUCUCGGUACUGGAAUACGCAGCAGUGAAUUACCUGACUACGGUGCAAGAGCGGAAGGAGAGGAAACUUCGGGACAAGCUUCCCUGCGCCUGCAGCCUGCCUCAGCCUCGGCCCAUGAUGAUGGACGGCAGUUACAACGAUGGGGAUGUGAACGAGCUGGGGCACUACGUGUCUGAGAACGGAGACAAACAAGACCGAAUGAUGGUGCAGCUGGCGCUGGGCUCUGAGAGGGGCUCAGGCAGGAGGAAAAACCAGAGAUACGUCAGCAUGCGGAUCGACACUCAUGCCAUCGACAAGUACUCCAGGAUAAUAUUCCCUGGUGCAUACAUUCUAUUUAAUUUGAUAUACUGGUCGAUUUUUUCAUAA